Messenger RNA from Ochotona princeps (American pika), 1299 nucleotides. RefSeq names its product G protein-coupled receptor 3 (gene GPR3). Gene Ontology annotation, cellular component: membrane. Gene Ontology annotation, molecular function: G protein-coupled receptor activity. Bases 6 to 1001 code for a protein of 331 amino acids. The transcript has a single exon. Gene Ontology annotation, biological process: G protein-coupled receptor signaling pathway. Lineage: Eukaryota; Metazoa; Chordata; Mammalia; Lagomorpha; Ochotonidae. The record is from RefSeq and is a predicted model, not a curated record.
GUGCCAUGAUGUGGGGUGCAGGCGGCCCCCUAGCCUGGCUCUCGGCUGGCCUAGGCGCUGUGAACGCAAGCGGCACAGGCCCAGCCGCAGAGGGGUCCACGGGCCCCGCAGCCCCACCGCUGCCCUCCCCCACAGCCUGGGACGUGGUGCUAUGCAUCUCAGGCACACUGGUAUCCUGUGAGAACGCCCUGGUGGUGGCCAUCAUCGUGGGCACGCCUGCAUUUCGUGCCCCCAUGUUCCUACUGGUGGGCAGCCUGGCCGUGGCAGACCUGCUGGCGGGCCUGGGUCUGGUGCUGCACUUUGCUGCCAUCUUCUGCAUUGGCUCAGAGGAGAUGGGCCUGGUACUGGUGGCCGUGCUGGCAAUGGCCUUCACCGCCAGCAUUGGCAGUCUGCUGGCCAUCACUGUGGACCGCUACCUUUCUCUGUACAACGCCCUCACUUACUACUCGGAGACAACGGUGACACGGACCUAUGUGAUGCUGGCCCUAGUGUGGGGAGGCGCCCUGGGCCUGGGGCUGCUACCGGUGCUGGUCUGGAACUGUCUGGAUGGCCUGACCACUUGUGGGGUAGUCUCGCCUCUCUCCAAAAACCAUCUGGUGGUCCUGGCCAUUGCCUUCUUCAUGGUGUUUGGCAUCAUGCUGCAGCUCUACGCCCAGAUCUGCCGUAUCGUCUGCCGACAUGCCCAGCAGAUCGCGCUCCAGCGGCACCUGCUGCCUGCCUCCCACUAUGUGGCCACCCGCAAGGGCAUUGCCACAUUGGCCGUGGUGCUUGGCGCCUUUGCUGCCUGCUGGCUGCCCUUCACUGUCUACUGCCUGCUGGGUGAUGCCCACUCCCCACCCCUCUACACCUAUCUCACCCUGCUCCCCGCCACCUACAACUCCAUGAUUAACCCCAUCAUCUAUGCCUUCCGCAACCAAGACGUGCAGAAGGUGCUGUGGGCCAUCUGCUGCUGCUGCUCUUCCAAGAUGCCCUUCCGCUCCCGUUCCCCCAGCGACGUCUAGUCGCGUCCCUCUCACCUGGCCCCGGUCUUGCUACAGGAUGCCAGAAUGUUCCAGAACGUUGUGCAGGGCCUCAUUCUCACCCCCUACCUCUCCCCACCCCGGCGCCACACCCCUGACUGAGACCCAGCUGGUUCUGGAGUUCUAGGCCAUCGGGUGUUUCCACCAGAUCCCUGCAGGGGCCUGACGGGUUCGUGGUUUCAGGAUGUGUAGGUUUUCGGGGUUCUACUCAGAGUUGCCCCAUGGCCCAGCUGACGUGCAAUUCCAGAACUCUGCGGGGGAGCGGGGGACUGGGAGGAGG